UCGCAGUCUUCUUCAUUUUCCCAAAUUUUCUAACAUUGGUUAUGCUUUUCCAUAAUUUGUACACAACAAACAAAGAUUCAGACAAGAAACGGAAGGGAAGGGAGAAGGAAAGAAAAACACGAACGCAUAGAGAUGGAGAGGGCUUAAAUUUUGUCAAAAGCCCUCUCAAUCUCUUACAAAAAUAUCCCAAAAAAUUGUGAAUCCAUAUGAUUAUUAUUGUUUUCUCUAUUUUGUAAUAUUGGUUUAAUUUAUAAUUAUCAUAUGGUUCACAAAAUCUUAAUUUUUGAUGCGCCGAUCUAAUGCCCGCAAAGUUAGACCUAGAUUGGAAAACCAAAUGGAUCAUAUCAAGCUCCAAUAUCGCUCGGCCAGACCUGUUUUUCGCAAUCCCAACAGCAAAAACGCCAAACACAGAUCAAGAAUUUUGCUCUACACUUCAAUUUUAUUAGCCCUCGUAUUAUUUUGCUACAUUUUAAUUUUUUGGAACAGAGAUGAGCAAAGGAAAAGAUAUGGGGUGGUGAUCGAUGGGGGGAGCACAGGGACAAGGAUUCAUGUGUUUAAGUAUGAAGUUAGGAAUGGGAAUUCGGUGCUUGAUUUUACAGAGAAAGGAUUGAAGACGAUGAAGGUCAGUCCGGGGCUGUCGGCUCACAUCGAAGAACCCGAGAGGGCUGGGGCAGCAGUGGCAGAACUGGUGGAGUUUGCAAGGAGGAAUGUGCCUAAGGAAUACUGGGGGAAGACCGAGAUUCGCCUGAUGGCGACUGCUGGGAUGCGGUUGUUGAAGGAAGGGGAUCAAGAGAGAAUUUUAGCUGUGUGCCGGAAGGUUUUAAGGGGUUCAGGAUUUAGGUUCCUCGACAACUGGGCGACUGUCAUUUCAGGCUCUGAUGAAGGUUUAUAUGCCUGGGUUGUUGCUAAUUAUGCUCUUGGAACUCUUGGAGGUGAUCCAGCUCAUACAACUGGGAUUAUUGAACUUGGUGGUGCUUCAGCUCAGGUUAUCUUUGUAUCAGAUGAGCCUAUGCCCCCUGAGUACUCUCGAAAAGUUAAAUUUGGAAAUUUCACUUACAAUCUCUACAGUCACAGCUUGCUUCAGUAUGGCCAGAAUGUUGCACUUGAGUUACUGAGAGAAUUGCUUGUAUCUGGAAGCCAAGAAGAAGCUACUGAAUCUGAGGGGCGGAAAUUAGUAGAUCCUUGUACUUCUAGAGGAUAUACACGUGAUCAAGAGACCCAGAAAAUCUCCCCUGUUUCUUUGAUUGAAAAAAAUAGAUAUCCAUCCACUUUCCAUCCAUAUGGUAAUUUCUCUGAAUGCAGAUCUGCCUCACUAAAGUUGUUGCGGAAAGGAAAAGAUAGGUGCUCAUAUCAAAGAUGCUACAUAGGAUCGACAUUUAUACCCAAGCUCCAAGGAAAGUUCUUGGCUACUGAAAAUUUCUUUUACACUUCAAAGUUCUUCGAGUUGACUCCUAGAGGCUUUCUUUCUAAGCUGAUGGUUGCUGGGCAACAAUUUUGUGAAGGCGAUUGGACAGAAUUGAAGAGGAAAUACCACUCUCUUGACGAGGAGGAAUUGCUUCGAUAUUGCUUCUCUUCAGCAUAUAUUGUUGCCCUACUGCAUGAUAGUCUUGGAAUUGCCUUAGAUGACGACAGCAGGAUUGGAUAUGCUAAUCAAGUGCAGAAUAUCCCACUUGACUGGGCAUUGGGAGCUUUCAUCUUGCAUAGUGCAAUUGAUUCGGAUGUACAGCAUUCUAACUGGAUUAUGAUUGUAAUAAGUGGCGACUCUUCAACAUUACUCCUUUUGUUAGGUUUUUCUCUCGUGUCGAUUGCGGCGUGGAUUGUGUUCAAGUGGAGAAAACCGAAGCAAAAAACUAUUUAUGACCUAGAGAAAGGAAAGUAUAUAGUUAAGCGGGGCAGUAGGUACUCGUAGAUAUGCCGAACACUAUAGAGCUGUUUGGCUGUAAGUUACUUAUUUUGCCAAACUUAAAUUUUAAAGUUCCCUUGUUCAUUUUUUUUGGGCAAAACUUACUUUUCUGCACAUAUUUGUGGACAGGAGUGCAUUGGUGAAGUAGCUUCACUUCCUCUGUUUUGGUACACUGAGUACCCUCGCGGCGAAGCCUGAUUAUGGGGCUUUGACGCAGGGGUGAAUAGAUCAUUGGCCCUCGUAAUGUACAAGCUCAUUUGUAUUUUACUGAAAUUAGAAGCAUGUUGAUCCUACAAUUCUUUUGUCCAUGGACAGGUUCAGGAUUGUGUAUGCAAGAAGAUACAGUAGAGUUAAAACUAGCGUUAGGGGCAUUAUGUCAUUUUUAUUUGUUCACUUGUUUUAUAAAUCAUUUUUCACAGGCUGAAAUUGAAGUUGAAUGUAUAGUUUUUUGGUAUGUAUUUUAUGUCAACCUAAUUAGUUUUCAUCUCUAUGUUGGUUAAGGUGGAUUGAAGAUUAAACAAGAUAAGUGUGUUGAACUUUUAUUUUUUAUGUCGUCCAAAUUCGAUCCGCCA
Olea europaea var. sylvestris is the source of this 2475-nucleotide messenger RNA. RefSeq names its product probable apyrase 6. Gene Ontology annotation, biological process: nucleoside diphosphate catabolic process. The record is from RefSeq and is a predicted model, not a curated record. Bases 287 to 1909 code for a protein of 540 amino acids. The transcript is spliced from 8 exons. Gene Ontology annotation, molecular function: nucleoside diphosphate phosphatase activity. Gene Ontology annotation, cellular component: membrane. NCBI's taxonomy places the organism in Eukaryota, Viridiplantae, Streptophyta, Magnoliopsida, Lamiales, Oleaceae.